AAAAUUUCCUUUGACAAAAAAAGAGGAAACGUUGAACGUGCGAACAACGAAGAAAAAAUAAUGUUAUACCAUCUCGACAUUGUUUAAUAUUUUCCGUAUUUUCUCAAUGAAAUUGCAAUUUUAAAGUUAUUAUCUCGCUAAAAAACGCAAAACAAUGUUCUGCUAAUAGUUUUAAAGGUGGUGAUAAUCGUUGAUUCGCAUUUUAGUGGGUAGCGUUGGUGAAAUUGUGCAAAGAAAAAGGGAGAAAAAAUUCAGCUAACAACAGGACAUAGAAAUGGAUGAAAAUUUUCAUUUCUGGUUGGUGAUGUGUUCUGCAAUAUAAAAUGUGUGUGUUGUGGAUGUUUUGAAAUGGACGACAGUGCAAUUUAAUCGUAAAUACAAAUGUUUCGGUGCUAUUCCGUUUAACCAUUUUUAAAAGUUUUCAUUGCGAAUGAUUCGUUUAAUGGUUCUGUUGCGAUGUCAUAUUCCUUGAUUGAAAAUUAUUUUUUCGAUUUUCCGUCAUGUUGAAAAUUUCGACAUUUUUUGCGUUGACUUUUUGAUGUUUGUUUGUCGCGUGAACGGGGUUACAUUUUUCGGAUAAUCUAAUUAAUGCUGGCAGUAUUACCGAGUACCAAUUAGGAAAUUGAUGUGACAACCUUCAUUUAUCAGAGGAUUUAUCAUGCUUUUCGUAGAAUUAUAGAGUGGAGCAAAAAUUCGCUAUCGUGGCGGAACCAGAUAAUUUGCCUGAAUGUCAUCGGACGACGGCAUCGAAUACCAUCCCAAUUUAAACCAUCAAAUUCCAGCUCAACAACAACAUCCUUUAAAUCUAACGAACACGUCCACAGCAUCGUCAACAUCUACAGCUGUAUCAUUAACGGCUGGAACUCAAACAUCAAAUAACAGCUCCAAUCACAAAGGGAGUAGCACAAACACUCGCAGAAAAUCGUCGAUCACUUAUUCUCAGUUGCACAACCAGAACUUUGGAAUCAUUAAGGACAAUAACAAUGAUCUGCUAUCGACAUCAACAAACGGAUCAAUUGAUCAUGCAUCAAAGUCUAUGCAUAGUUUGGCAUCUGCUUGCUCUGGCAACAGCGCGUAUGGAAGCAAUCCUUCGCCGAGUCGGUUCAGCCAAAGUGGUGACCUUCAUUUGGGAAAUCGGCUGUCGAUUCAUUCUGAUCGGUAUGAAGAGAAUAUUACGUGCUGUCUGCCACCUCCAUCACCAGCGCCAAAUAAUGAUCGGUAUGUUAUGGGAAUGCCAUCACCAUCUUUGUCGGCACAUCAUUACCAAGAACAUACCAAGUUUGCAGUACAUCAUCGAUCAAUGUCUCCAAGUUCUAGGUACAGAAGCUCGCUGCCAGACCGUUACAGAGACGUUUCACCGAAAUGUGAACGAUUCAUUCCUCCCCCUCAUUACCUUGCCAACAGUACACCAUUAGCCUCAAGUGAUAGCUACGCUUACUUAUCAGCUAACGUUCAUACACCCGUCAAACGUUAUGUUCCGACUCCACCGACUCCAACCGAAAUUUAUUCAGAACCAUCAUCGACGAGCUCCAAUUACCAUGGUGGCUCGCAUCUACCUCAGCAGCAAUCCCAACAGUCGCAGUCGCAAGCACAACAACAACAACAACAAUCGAUGACUCGAAACGCUCAAAAUAGCACACUUCCAUACCGAUACCGAAUGAAAUGUUGUGCCAAUGAUCCAUCUAGUAAUCUUCAAUCACAGCAUCAACAAACAACAAGCACUGCCGAUCACUAUGCGACGCCGCCCCGUGUACGACCAGUCAAAUGUACACAACAACCCUCGGGACUCGCACAUUCGUCAAGUACUGUAUGUGGUAAUUCAGUGGGAAGUAACACAAAUAAUGGAAGUACCAGUAACAAUGGCCGACAAUCCACAUCGUCGUCAUCGUCAUCUACGAGGAAUAAUUGUUCAAAUGAAUACAUUCAGCGCACUCCUAGCAUGGAAUAUAUUGGGCCAUCUUCUGCACGUGUAGCAACACCAGUUAAUUCAGGCAACGAAGCAACUAACGGAACAUGUUUACACUGCAGCAAUGCAUCAACAAUGCGUCGAACCACUGGUGUUCAUCAAACAACCCAAACAACAGGUCCAAUCAGUCCUGUGCCCUCACAACCAUUAUCAAUAUCCUCUACCUCCAACAACUUAUCCUCUUCUUCAUCAGCUUCAUCUACGUCAUCUACAGCCUCAGCACAAUGUUCAGAUGCUUCCGAGCAGUUAACAGUUCCUUCAUCAUCCCCAAGUCCACCUGCAUCUUCAUCGGUCAUAUCAUUGCAACAACAACAGCAGCAAUCGCAACCAUUAUCACCAAUUCCUCAUUCUUCUGUUGAUGAUCACAUCAUUACGAAGCAAGCUAAACCGAAUGCAGCAUCUCAGCUACAAUCCACACAAACUAAUACUUCAGUAGUUCCCCGAUCAAUGCAUCAACAAACUCCGCAAAGCCAACCGCCACCAUCAUCCGUCAAUCAGCAAUCUCAAAGUUUGCAUUUAUCCAACAACAAUUUAAUGAUCGGAUCAACAUUGACACUACAGCGAACUUCUGGGCUGCCCCUUCGACAACAGAUUCAGCAGCACCAACAACGUAUGUCCCGCAAACAACGUGUAAAAGAAUAUCUUCGGCGUGAAAUAGCCAAGUUUUUCGGGGUUGACUGUUGCAGUGAAGAAAUUGAACGAACAAUUUGGGCAGAUAGACAAAAGCGUUUAGCUGUAAGACGAUUCGGUCAACUGAAACCAGAUGCUGAUUUAAUUGGUCAUAUGGGUCAUCAACAACGUCGAGAACAGCACGGUGAUAGACCGGAUAUUCUACCAGCUCAAACAAACGAUGAAACUGAUAUUCGUCGAUUGGAAACAGAUCACCGAAAUCGGCUAUUGAUUGAACGCAAGGCUACAGUUCCGACAAUGAUUUGGAAUGGAAUGUCAUACAUCAUUCAGUUGUUGAGUAAAAAUCAUCCGAGACCACAAAGACAAUGGUCCCGCAGCUUUGCACCUUGCCAUGUAUCACAAAAUGAUGAUACGCCAGGUGAUAUGUUCGAUGGUUUAUCUCCGUUGCAAGACGACGAAGUAUUUUUUGGAUCGCCAAAUAAUAUUGGUAAUGCUGCCAUGGGUGGUAAUGGAAACAGACAACAAAACCAUCAAAUGAUUGAACAGUCUCGUCAGAUGUAUAUGGGUGAAAGAGUACAUGGAUGGCGUACGAGUGCGACGGAACCGCAAAUAAAUAAUCAGAUUCAAGGUCAUCGUGGCACGCGGAUAUCCUCGCAAAUUCUUGAUGGAGUAUUGGAAAAUUCUAGACGCCCGUUGGCUCGAGAAGUGAAGUUACUCAGACCGAAUGAACUAGAUGAUCGAUACGAUCACCGGCCAUUUUUCACAUACUGGAUCAAUGCGGUCCAGAUCAUCGUUUUAAUCAUUUCAUUGGUGUGUUAUGGCAUUGGACCUAUCGGUAUUGGAAUGGAACAAAAAAGUGGUCAGGUUUUGGUUACAAGUUUAAGCUUGCAACAAGUUCAACAUCAGGAACCAAGGAAUGUGUGGAUCGGUCCUCGUGGUGACGAUCUCGUACAUUUAGGCGCGAAUUUUGCAGCCUGUAUGCGACGAGACACAAAAAUAUUGGAUGUAAUUUCAAAGACAAGAAGACAGGAAAGAGAAACUGCAUGUUGCAUUAGGAAUGAUGAUUCGGGAUGUGUGCAGACUUCACAAGCUGAUUGUUCCGUAGUACGAGGCCUGUGGCCGCAGAAGUCCAUAUCAACAUGGAAAAAAUGGUCACCUGGCGAGUCUGGUCCUGGUGGACGAAUAUCCGGCUCUGUGUGUGGCCUUGACCCAAAAUACUGUGAUGCACCUGCUUCUGUAGCGCCAUAUGAAUGGCCAGAUGACAUAACUAAAUGGCCGAUAUGCCGCAAAACUAAUUCAUUUUCGCAAAGAUUUAGAUUUAAGGAUCACACGGCUGAGCAUAUGGUUUGUGAGGUAAUUGGACAUCCUUGCUGUAUAGGAGUAUAUGGAGAAUGUCGUAUAACAACUAAAGAGUUUUGUGAUUUUGUAAACGGAUACUUCCACGAGGAAGCUUCACUCUGUUCACAGGUAUCUUGUCUGAACGACGUGUGUGGAAUGUUUCCGUUUAUAUCUUUGGAUGUGCCAGAUCAAUUUUAUCGAUUGUUCACAUCACUGUGCUUACAUGCUGGCGUUCUGCAUUUAGCAAUCACGAUUGCCUUUCAACAUAUAUAUUUAGCCGAUUUGGAACGCUUGAUUGGACCGAUACGUACAGCUAUUGUUUACAUUGGCUCUGGUAUAGCGGGAAAUUUAACGAGUGCAAUAUUUGUGCCAUACAAGCCAGAGGUUGGACCACUGGCUUCUCUGGCUGGCGUCGUCUCAUCACUAACGGUGCUACUAAUGCUUAUCCAUUGGAAACAAUUAAAAAAGCCGCACAUGGCUUUGAUCAAAUUAAUUUUUAUAGCUGGUUCUUUAUUCGGUAUGGGUACCCUACCUUGGCAACAGAAUUUUAUUGGAUUAUUCGCUGGAAUUUCGUUCGGCACAUUAUUAACCGUUGCCUUGGUGCCAUUCGUUAGUAUAACUAAGUAUGGUAGACAGAAGAAGAUCAAUUUAAUUUGGACGUGUUUGAUAUUCCACCUGAUCGUUUAUAUCGCCAUGUUCAUCAUAUUUUAUCUAUUCCCAAUGGCAUUUGUAUCGCUUGGUUUAGGCGGUGAGGGAUUCGGUCUGAACAACGGAUACACAAACGGUGGAUACAGUGUUGGCGGUAAUCCUGUUUCAUGUGCCAAAGGCACUUGUACGGGUAUCGAUGGUGGAGGUGCACGGAUAAAUGCAUGACGUCAACGUAUUGGGUUUAUGUUACAUAUUUAUAUUAAAUUAAUGUUAAGACGAUAUUAGAUAUUCAACAAUUAAAAAAAAACAAUAAAAAUAAUUUAUCACUCAAAACUAAACACACAUUCACACACACAAAAAAAGAUGAUAUUUUCAAAACACAAAUACAAAAUAAAUGAAAAAGGAAAACGAUUGAAGCAUAAUAAUAAUUAAAUUUAAAAUCAAUUCGAGGUACUGACUUGAAAUGGAAUGGAAUCGUUUUGUUGAUUUGUACCGUUUCAGGAGGAAAAUAAAAAAAAAUGGAAAUAAAAAUAAACUCAAAGUAAAACAAAGAAAAAAAACAAGUGUAAUAUUUAAAUUAAAUUUAAAAAAAAGCAAAAAAAACAAGACCUUCGAUAUGAUUCUAUAUAAAUUAAAUGUAUAAAAAUAAUAAUUGAAAAAUAAAUUAUAUAACGAGA
Molecule: messenger RNA, 5259 nt
Organism: Bradysia coprophila
Lineage: Eukaryota; Metazoa; Arthropoda; Insecta; Diptera; Sciaridae
Gene: rho-5
Product: rhomboid-5
Biological process (GO): regulation of protein secretion; regulation of epidermal growth factor receptor signaling pathway
Cellular component (GO): endoplasmic reticulum membrane
Molecular function (GO): serine-type endopeptidase activity
Source: RefSeq, a predicted model, not a curated record